Apis mellifera (honey bee) is the source of this 1096-nucleotide messenger RNA. RefSeq lists its product as uncharacterized. NCBI's taxonomy places the organism in Eukaryota, Metazoa, Arthropoda, Insecta, Hymenoptera, Apidae. The record is from RefSeq and is a predicted model, not a curated record. The coding region runs from base 196 to 960 and encodes 254 amino acids. The transcript has 4 exons.
GGAUUGUUAGAGCAUAAAAAGUGCCGCCUUUUGACCGUUGUCUUGUUGCCCUUCGAUGAAUCGUAAUAGUCAGUUGGCCGGCAUUCUAGUCUAUUUCCUGCUCAUAUAAAUGUCCAUGUAGCUAUGAAUGAACGUUUAUAGUGAAUUGCGAUUUAUUUGGAGAACGUAUCUCCAGUGGUGCACUCGUAUUUCGAGAUGCACCUGCGUGCAUUCUACGUGUUUAUGUUCGUCAUCUUUAUGGCUGGCGACGCUAGAAGUGAUGGUAAUACGAAUUGGUACACCAGUCUACACACUGUGCUUAAGAAUUGUCCAUUGGAAUCUUGGAACAAUUCUAGACAAGAUGAAUUUUUAGAAACGUUUAGGAAAUGUGUGCAGGAACAUGUAUUAAUUGCUUUAGAUGCUCUUUUGGCUGAUGAUAUUAUACCAGUAUUUGAGGGACUAGUUUUAGUAAGAUAUCAAAAAGAUAGAAUGAAUUCUACAAAUGAUAAAGAAAGUAAUUUAGAUGAUAAUACUAAUUGGACAGCCAUUAUUAUGAAAAGACUUUUACGGAUUUUACAUACCCACGUGUUUAAAAUCGAUGUGGACCGUUUUACUAAUAAUAUUCUUUCUUUUAUUAAUAAUUCAAAAACCACUGUAGAUAAUUAUAAGUUCGAAGGCCGUAGACGACGUCACCGUCGCAGACAUAACCACAUGGUGCCACUUAUGAUGAUGGGUUUUCUGCUGAUGGGUUCGAUCUUAAUACCUAUGGGUUUUCAAUUCCUUGCAGUCCUUGGUGGUAAGGCAUUGCUUCUAGCCAAGAUGGCUUUGAUAUUAUCCAGUAUUCAGGGUCUGAAGAAAAUAGCUACGAAUGGUGUGAAUUAUGGACUGUAUCACACUCCUAUGGCAGAAGGGUGGCACGAUAGAAGUCAUAUAGAGCCUUCGCAUUUAGAUUUACCUUUCCCACCUCACAUUCGUCCUUAAAAUAUUAUAAUCGUCAUAUUAGGUAUUAUAAUAAUUAUUAUUCAAUUUCAUAUAUUUUAUUAAAUUUUUUAUUAAUUCUUUUGUUUGAUUGACGAAAUUGUAUCGAUCGUUGGACACAUUAAAUUCUUUUUAUGUA